UGGUGGGCGCACACCAUGGCCUCGCUGGUGACCUGCUUUCUGUCGCUGACCCUGCUGCUUGACCUUGUCGCUGAGCUCCAAGGUUCGGAACAGUUACAAAUAUCGUAUGCGAAGACACCCCCUGAACUUGGCAAGGAGUUAAAGCUGAAGUGCAAGGUGCUGUUGUCCACUUCGCAAGGAUGCACUUGGCUCUUCCAGAAGGACGGCUCCGGAGUUAAACCCACCUUCCUCCUCUAUCACUCUAUGACCCGGAUCAAAGUGAAUGACAAACUGGAUGAAAACCAGUUCUCUGGCGAGAAAAAUGACAAAGAGUACACCCUCAUUCUGAAGAAGUUCGGCGAGGAAAACCAGGGCUACUAUUUCUGCUCUGUGACAGGCAACUCGGUGGUGUACUUCAGUCCUCUCCUGCGGGCCUUCCUGCCAGGGAAGCCUACCACGCCAGUGCCGCGACCACCCACACCAGUGCCCACUGUCGGGACAUCCCGGUCCCCAACUUGCCGGCCCGGGUCGGGUGCCUCAGUGGAGAAGAGGGGAUUGGACUUCGACUGUAAUAUCUUCAUCUGGGCACCGUUAGCCGGAAUCUGCGGGGUGCUUCUGCUGUCCCUGGUCAUCACUCUCAUCUGCUGCCACAGGAACCGAAGGCGCGUGUGCAAAUGUCCCAGGCCUCUGGUCAGACAAGCAGGCAAGCCCAGCCCUUCAGAAAAAUUUGUGUAAGAUGGCGCCAGGAAGCCACAACCAUUACAUGAUUUCAGAGACCUCUUCAUUCAAGAGAUCAAGCCCUCCUUCAGCAUUUCCCACAUUCCUAUAUAUUGUUCUCUGUAUUAUUUUAGUGGGGGUGGGGGUGGGAGCCAUUUCUUUUCUUUAUGCAUUCAUUUUGGCACAAAACAGGACCACACAAUGUCUACAGGACCACAAGGGUGUCAGCUCUGUUGCUGCAUGCACAGAAUGGGGUAAAGAGCAGAGUGACACCAGAACUAGCUGAAUUUUCAGGGUUAGGCGACAAUCAGCACCCACUUGCUCAUCUACAUUCCUUGUCUGCCAAUCACAUAAAAGAGGCUAAAGGUCAGAGAUGGGGUCAGCCGGGUCUGUAGGUCAGGAGAGAACCCAAGCUGGAAGAACCUUUACCGGCUGGCUCAGGGAACUUGCCUCCGUACCUUGAGCUCUUUGCUGGGCUGUGCCUGUAUAGUGUGCAGGCUGUGUAGUGGCGUGGUUCUGCUUCAAACCACAAGGGAAUGAGCAGUGUCACCUGUGAUCUGCUCAGUGCUGGCCAUGAGUACAGAUGUCACACAGCAAAGACACGAGAACUUCCUUUAUGCCCCUGGACAUUAGAGCUCCUGGCAAGGGGCAGUGAGACAGGCAGUACUAACUCCUACAAGUCUAGGGGUAGAGUCCUGGACAACAGCUCCCUCUGUUGCUAAAGACCACUGCUGUGAAAUCCUGCAUUCUUUCUGCCCUUGCACUCAGAGGGUGAGGUUUGACAGAUACGAGUGGAGUAUCUGAGCAGCUGUCGACAUUUCUAAACAUCUGGACUGGGAUGUGCUCGUGGGGUCACAAGUAUGUUUAUACUUUAUAAACACAGAAUCCUUGGAGAGCAUUCCUUAGCAGCCCUGGGAGGCAGAUGUGCAGAUGAGGCAGGGCAGGCUUGCGGGAAGAGGCUGGCUGUCAAGACCGCUAUCCCCAUGUGAAUUUCCUCUCACAGUAUCAUAGAAGCAACAGAUGCUAUGGAAUAAAAAAAAAAAACUUGAAGGAACUAAGAGUCAUCCAUGAUCUGAUUCUUUCCCAUGCAUAUAUAUGUAAGAAAGACACCUUGGGCUUUAAAAAGGGAUUAUAACAUAUUUUUGUA
Chionomys nivalis (European snow vole) is the source of this 1843-nucleotide messenger RNA. It is a transcript of the gene Cd8a, whose product is annotated as CD8 subunit alpha. The record is from RefSeq and is a predicted model, not a curated record. Lineage: Eukaryota; Metazoa; Chordata; Mammalia; Rodentia; Cricetidae. The transcript is spliced from 6 exons. Bases 16 to 714 code for a protein of 232 amino acids.